CCCCACGCGUGAAAGUAAUCUCCGCCUCCGUCCUCCAACCCUCGCAUGUACCCGCCUCCUCCUCCCCCAAAUCGGGAUUCAAUCCCGACGAAACCCUAGAAAUCUUCGUCCGCCAUGAAGGCCGCCAACCCGAAGGCCAAGCCCAAGCCGAUGCCUCCGCCAGCGGCGCCGGCGACGCACAACCCUCUGCCUUCCCCCAGGGCGUCGUCUUCCUCGUCAUCAGCCGCCGAUCCCAACCCCAAGCGCACCCACCCCAACGCCGCCGCCGGAGGCAGCGCCACCGCAUCCACGCCCCCGAACCCUAGCCCGAGCCUUAACGGGGAGGCCAACCGCUCCCCUCUGCUCCCCGCCCCGCACCCGCUCCUAGGCGCACCGCAGCCCCUGCCGCCGCCGCUGCCCCCGACGCGGCCUCUGCUCACCGUGGCGGCAGUGGAGGCCGUGAUGGCCGCCAUCCCGCCGCCGCCGCGGUACGGGCUGGAGGACCUAGACCGCCGCACCGUCGCGCUUUCCGACGGCACGGUCCGCACCUACUUCGCCCUGCCUCUCGAGCCGCCGCCGCAGCUCCGCCAGCCGCUGCCACCCAUCCCCGCGCACCUCCUCGCGCCCCCGCUGGGCCCGCCGCUCCUGGGCCCCGACCGGUGGGCCCCACCGCUCGCACCCACGCCAGCGGCUGCUGCUGGGCUGCUUCCUGGGCCGGUCCUGAAGCGGAAAUGGGAGGAUCAUGCCAAUGGUGGUGCCCCCUGGGAGUCCUCGGGACGCCAGCAGCAGCAGCAGAAGCCCGGGGAGAGGCGUGAUGCGAAGCAGGCGAAGGUGGAGGUGCCAGGGGUGGACGCGAAGGCGCUGAAGAACGCCUUUCUUAAGAUGGUGAAGGUGAUUAACGAGAGUGACGCGGAUAAGAAGAAUUUGCGGGCCAAUGGGAAGCUCUUCCAGCUGAAGUGCACCGUCUGUGGAAGGGAUUCUAUAGAUUUGCAUGCACUCCUCAAUCAUGCAUACCAUGCAAAGAAUCCGGAGCAUCGUGCUGAUCAUCUAGGGUUGCACAAAGCUUUAUGUGUUCUUAUGGGUUGGAAUUAUUCCGCAGACCCUGUUCACAAAACCGCUUACCAAGCAUUAUCUACUGCCGACGCUGAAGCCAAUCAAGGAGAUCUUAUUUUAUGGCCACCAACAGUCAUCAUUGAGAACACAUACAAGUCAAAGAACAUUGGAGGAAAGGAUGGCAUGAGUAAUAAAGAGAUGGAGAGCAAGCUCAGAGAAAUGGGCUUUGCCGGUGGUGAUGUGCAGGUGCAGCCACUCCUUGGAAAGGACGGGCAGAGGUCCAUGCAAGUGAAAUUUUCAGGCAGCCUCGAUGGUCUAAGCAAGGCAUCACAGCUUGUUGAGCUAUUCGAGCGUGAAGGACAUGGGCGAGCAGCUUGGGCUCGUAUCCGGAGCAUCGUCCCCACCGCUGAUGAGGGCAACAACCCCAUGCUGGUGAAGGUGGAUGGUAAGGGGAUGCGGACAUGGGUCCUUUACGGCUACUUGGCCACGGCAUGGGACCUCGACAUUCUAGACCCGGAGUCGAAACAGAAUGCUACUGUAAAGAGCAGAAAAGAGCUCGACUUAGACUAGGACCGGACGCUGCUAGAGCUGUGUAUGUUACCGUUAAGUUGUGAGUCCAUAGAGAGCAUAAUUUGAGUGUGUUUAUCUGACUAGGACGCAGGGUUCAGCUUCCAAUCGAUUGCGUCGCGGAAUACAAAUAAUGGAUCUUGUAGCAGGAUCCAGUCCAGUGCAUGCAUCGGCUCACUUGUAGGUUGAGCAGUCGGUGGCUUUUACCCUUUACCCAUAUGUUUCGUUCCUAAAUAGAUUCUGACAACACUUUGUUCUGUUGUGGAGCCAAAGGAACGAAGAAUUCGUUUGAUGCGGUAAUCAAACUCUUUUUUUAAAGGGUA
This is a messenger RNA of Phragmites australis (common reed), 1922 nucleotides long. RefSeq names its product protein SUPPRESSOR OF GENE SILENCING 3-like. Gene Ontology annotation, biological process: regulatory ncRNA-mediated gene silencing. The transcript has 3 exons. The record is from RefSeq and is a predicted model, not a curated record. Bases 115 to 1602 code for a protein of 495 amino acids. NCBI's taxonomy places the organism in Eukaryota, Viridiplantae, Streptophyta, Magnoliopsida, Poales, Poaceae.